Messenger RNA from Bradysia coprophila, 3238 nucleotides. RefSeq lists its product as uncharacterized. Lineage: Eukaryota; Metazoa; Arthropoda; Insecta; Diptera; Sciaridae. Gene Ontology annotation, cellular component: nucleus. Gene Ontology annotation, biological process: regulation of transcription by RNA polymerase II. The record is from RefSeq and is a predicted model, not a curated record. Gene Ontology annotation, molecular function: RNA polymerase II cis-regulatory region sequence-specific DNA binding; DNA-binding transcription factor activity, RNA polymerase II-specific.
AUAUGCAGUCUAGUCGGUAUAGUGAACACAUCGUGUUGUGUUGGUGAUUGUUGAACGUUUUUUUAAUUUUUGUUGUUUAGAACACCUCCAAAGUGAUUGUGCAGUUUGUCAUACAUUAACACUGAAUGAAAUUAUAGGAUUACGUUUGUGCAAAUUCGUCAAUUGAAUUUCCAUUUCGUUUGUCCGGUUGUUGAUUUAUUGCUUCUUAUUCGUCAUAAAUAAAAAUUAAGUUAAAAAAUGCGCGCCGGUGUGUCAGUGAUGUGCUUCAUUUGAAUUUAUGAUUUAUUUUGUAUAUCACGCGCAUCUGUUAAUCAAAUAUAAUCAAACAAAGAGUGUCUUACAGAUAUAUGUGCUCGUGAUCAAUAUGAUGGACGUUAGUAUGUAUGGAAAUCAUCAUACAUCACAUCCAACCGGAUAUCAACCAUCCGACAUUGGAUCAUCCGGCUAUGCUUAUUUUCCAAGCCAUCACCACCAUCAUCAAGUCGGUGAAAAUGACUCGAUUGCUUUCAAUCAUGCAAAUGCAACACCAAAUACAACACCCACAUCCACGUCGUCGAAUUCAUCAUCGAGUCACUGUUAUCAUCCCCAUCUAUAUACACCAUUAGCUGCCGAAUACGGAAUAACGGCUAAUUCACCAUCGGAUGAUAACUAUUACGAAGCCGGUGGUGGUGUACCAAACUUUUACAGUUCGCAUCCUAAUAACCAGUCAACCGUCAUCCAAGAUCAUAUUAUCAGUUCGGACAAUGGGCUGAGCUAUACGAAUUUGGAUUAUAUGUACAAUCAGACGGCGCACGCUAACAACGUUUAUAUUAACACCGACGAUAAAUCAUCGAUUCCUCAGUCAUACAACAUUGGCGAUGAUAUUCUAAUACCUGCCGGUCAAAGUCAUUCCCAUUCAACGGCAACAACUCCAUCAACUUCAUGGCAUCAGCAUCGAGGUCCCCAUACCGAAUAUAUGGAGAAUCAGCUAACACAUCAUAUGGGAAUGACGACAAUGUCCACAUUGCACAGUACGAAUCAGCUGCGACAACUGGUUACACCGAAUGUGCGGCUGUCGUCACACGGUUCACCAGGAGCUCAUACCCAACAGCAACAGCCGCAAACAUCGCAACCGACGUAUAAAUGGAUGCAAGUGAAACGAAAUGUGCCAAAGCCUCAAACUCCAAAAUUAACUGUAACACAUCAGGAGUAUGCUCAUCCGGUGCACAUGGAUUCAUGUAGGGAAAUGUCCUCGUCUCUACUAGCAGGUUUACCGCCAUCGAGUAUUACCAGCAGUCUACUGGCAAACAACAACAAUAAUUCCGGGCGAACUAAUUUCACAAACAAGCAGCUUACAGAAUUAGAAAAGGAAUUUCAUUUUAAUAAAUAUUUAACUAGAGCGAGACGAAUAGAAAUUGCCAAUACUCUGCAACUUAAUGAAACGCAAGUAAAGAUUUGGUUUCAAAACCGGCGAAUGAAGCAAAAAAAGCGAAUAAAAGAGGGCCUCGUACCAGCCGAAAGUGUAGAUUCUAUGCCAAAUGUAACUGCUUCAAAUAGUGAAUCAACAUUACCUGAAAAUAGCGAUAAUAGUAGAGAAUCAAACUAGUUACUAGAAAAAAAACCAACUAUUUUAAGAUGUAAAAUGUAAUACUAGAUUAUUAUCACCGCCGUAUUGUAGAUAACAGAAUAUUUGACUAAUUAUUUCUUUUGAAUUGGAUAAGUUUUCACUGCAUUCGUUGGGAUGCUUUUUUCGCCACCAUAUCUAAGUUAAUUUUCUAAUGAAAUGGCCAGAGAAUACAAACGAGUAUUAAUCUUACGCUUACCUUACAACUGAACGUUAUUUCGUAAAAUAGUCCAAAUUUUACAAUUUGAAAAUUUGCGCCUGUCGACCGCUUACUUUGUGGGUGGUCUGUGGAUUGCCUUUCGUGCUUUUUAUGUGUUAUGCAGAAAACCCCAUUUCGCGGAAUGAUAUUGUUGAGAAACUUCGCUUCUUUAGCCACAUUAUUUAAUCAUUCCUUCGUAAAGUCAGAUGCACUGAAAUUUCAGCAUGAAUUUGCUUCAGCUGUUUUUCAGCUGAUCCAAACAUACAAUCAAAACUGUUUAUACGAUUGGAGCUGCUGCACUCAAGCGUUUGGUAGUGGUAAAACCAUAUAUAAUCACGUAUAAGGAGUUUUGAUUGUUUGUGUGGAUAACUUGAAAAACAGCUGAAGCAAAUUCCUGAUGAAAUAUCACUUUAUAAAGUCGUCUGAACGAACUGAUUUUUCAUUUAGUUAAAAAGCUUGUAAGAAAAUGAUUGACCAUUUUGGCACAAAAUACAAGUAGAUUUAGCGAAAUAUCUCAAUAAAUGGACCAUCUUAACCAAAUUUUCGACAAUUCUAAGAAUCGAGCGCAUUGUUUUUUUAUUUGCAACUGUGCUAUGAUUCAUCACGUAGAAGUGUACACUCUUGUAACAAAACUUGGAACAUUUGAAUAGCAAAAGAUGUCACCAGCAUUCUGUUAUCUAAAAUAUGACGGUUUCAGCAUAAAUAUAAUAAGUUUACACAUUUAAAUCUAAGACAUUUGAUAAACAAUUGGUUAAUUAGCACAGUUCACUUUACUGAUGGUUAAACGUAACUAAAUUUAUCUAAUUUGAAAGAAUAUUAUCCCUUCGUUUGUUACGUUCAUUGAAAUGGUUCUGUACUUGAAGAAUGCUUUCCGUUUUUCUUUUGUUUGAAAGAUCUUUACUAAAAAUUUAAAAAUUAUAAAGAACUUUGAAAGUACUGAUGGGCCAUCGUUGGCGUUGAAAUUUACAACCCUUACACAUGUCUACAGAUUACAACUCUAAAUAAAAUCUAGUACGUAGCAGAUCACAGCGGCUUCAGGCUUACAGUUAGUCCUAUAUCUAGUGUGUACGUAACCCGAGCGCGUAACCCGAAAGCCAUACCUAUUACAAACUAUUAUGCUUUGCAAAGCUCGUGAGUGUUUCGUAAAUUUUUGACACUUAAUGUAUGAGUGAAAUGUCAAAUGUUUACGAAAUAGUCGUACCUACGAAUCAUUCGAAUUCGAAAGCUCAUGAUCCAGUUAACUCAUAAGAAAUGACAAUUUUUCCGCACCAUUUCGGAACUAUUUGAUCCCACUUCCGAUCGGUGAGAAUUUCAAAAUAAUUUUCGAAAUCGGUAACUCAAAUUUGGCUCAACUUUGCUACUUCCAUCAUUAUCCAAUAGUCAAAUACAGCGAGAUAAGCAGACCUAAUUUUUAAUUUUAGUAGUGGGUGUAGCAA